CGAUUUCAAAGAGAAGAGAAACAUCUUUUGAAGUGUGAUUUGCUGGAACAGAGUUAGCUGAAUCGGGUAAAAUGCACUACUGGGUUCGAGCUUCUUCUUCUGACUUCGGUGGAACUCUUCCUCAACCUCGAAGCGGUCACACGGCCGUUAACAUUGGGAAAUCUAAAGUGGUGGUGUUUGGUGGGCUUGUGGACAAGAAAUUUCUGAGCGAUAUCGCUGUUUAUGAUAUUGAUAAUAAAUUGUGGUUUCAGCCAGAGUGCACGGGUAAUGGUUCUGAUGGACAGGUGGGUCCCAGCCCACGAGCAUUUCACAUUGCUAUUGCAAUUGAUUGUCAUAUGUUCAUCUUUGGUGGACGGUGUGGAAAUAAAAGGUUGGGUGACUUCUGGGUUCUGGACACGGAUAUAUGGCAAUGGUCUGAGCUGACCAGUUUUGGUGAUUUACCUUCUCCACGAGAUUUUGCUGCUGCAUCAGCUAUUGGAAAUCGUAAAAUAGUUAUGUAUGGUGGCUGGGAUGGUAAAAAGUGGUUGUCAGAUGUAUAUAUCCUGGACACAAUAUCACUUGAGUGGAUAGAGUUGCCAAUUUCUGGAACGGUGCCACCACCUAGAUGUGGCCAUACAGCUACAAUGCUUGAGAAGCGAUUGCUUGUUUAUGGUGGCAGAGGUGGUGGUGGACCAAUCAUGGGUGAUUUAUGGGCUUUAAAGGGGCUUAUUCUAGAAGAGAAUGAAACUCCUGGAUGGACACAAUUGAAGCUUCCUGGUCAAUCACCCUCUUCCCGUUGUGGCCAUACCAUUACAUCCGGAGGGCACAAUCUCUUGCUAUUUGGAGGACAUAGCACUGGUGGUUGGUUGAGUCGUUAUGACAUUUAUUAUAAUGACUCUAUUAUUUUAGACAGAGUCUCUGCACAGUGGAAGCGCUUACCUAUUGCCAAUGAACCCCCUCCUGCUCGAGCAUACCAUUCUAUGACACUUAUAGGCUCUCGCUAUCUCUUAUUUGGUGGCUUUGAUGGGAAAUCAACAUUUGGGGAUAUGUGGUGGUUGGUUCCAGAAGAGGACCCAAUUGCAAAACGGUUUGCUGAAUCUCCACCUGAAGGUCUUCCUGAAAAUAAGGAUGUCUUAAUGGAAAAUGAUAAUUCCCUAUCUGCUCUCAAGGAAAGCCACAGGGAAAGUUCUGCUAUUGCAGAACUGCAAAAAAGGUUAGAAGUCUCAGUUUCACCCUCAGGUCCUAGACUUCAAAUUGUGGAUGAGUCAGAAGAUAAAGAAUUCCUUGACCUAGCAUCAAGGUUAACUGGAGGAGUAGUUUUCAGUAGCGGACAAUCACAAGCUCAGACAACUCAGGUGCUUCGUGAUCAUUGGAAGAAGUGUACACCAAAGUCAAUACUAAUCAAGGAACUUAGUCCGUUGCUUCGAGAUUAUCAACGUUUGGUUACUCGUUGUCAUUUAUAUGGCAGUGCCAAUGGUGGACCUUAUUUGCAGGCCUCUGAGUCAAGUCUUCUUGGAAAAGAGGCUUAUACGUUUUAUCAUCUGAAAAAUGCUUCUCAGUUGCGUAUGGUUGAUAUCCCAAAGCUCCUGGAAGAGUACAAAAAGCUUUUAUCUGAUUGAAUUUUAGUCUGGGGGAGCUCCCUUUAUUAUAAUUGCCACCAUGGAGUCCUUGAAAUCUUGACUGUAUGAGUACUAUUAUCAAACAUGCUUUGUAAUACGAUUCCAGAUCUCCUCUUGUUCAUGUUACGACAUCCCAUAACAUGGCAUUAUGGUUCGUUCAGGUAAUUGAGUAUAGAAAAAGAUAUUUUCCAUAGGCUUUGUAUGCUAUCAGUUGGAUAUACAUUUCAUACUAGUUUUGUUUAUAUCAUGCUUAAUAAAAUUCUUGACCUUAGACCCUAGACACAAGUAAAUGUGGUU
This is a messenger RNA of Pistacia vera, 1895 nucleotides long. Its product is annotated as protein GLUTELIN PRECURSOR ACCUMULATION 3. The transcript is spliced from 16 exons. The coding region runs from base 72 to 1598 and encodes 508 amino acids. Gene Ontology annotation, molecular function: protein binding. The record is from RefSeq and is a predicted model, not a curated record. Lineage: Eukaryota; Viridiplantae; Streptophyta; Magnoliopsida; Sapindales; Anacardiaceae.